This is a messenger RNA of Balaenoptera musculus (blue whale), 645 nucleotides long. It is a transcript of the gene TCF23, whose product is annotated as transcription factor 23. Lineage: Eukaryota; Metazoa; Chordata; Mammalia; Artiodactyla; Balaenopteridae. The record is from RefSeq and is a predicted model, not a curated record. Gene Ontology annotation, molecular function: RNA polymerase II transcription regulatory region sequence-specific DNA binding; DNA-binding transcription factor activity, RNA polymerase II-specific; protein dimerization activity. The transcript is spliced from 3 exons. Gene Ontology annotation, biological process: developmental process; regulation of transcription by RNA polymerase II. Bases 1 to 645 code for a protein of 214 amino acids.
AUGUCUCAGAGAGAGUCCAGAGGGGCACUGGCCAUGCCAGGAGUAGGGAAGAGCCCGGCCAAGGCCACACCGAGGUUGCUAGCAGGCACUGACAGGAAGAGGAGCCGCCUGAGCAGGACAGGGCAGGACCUGUGGGAAGAGACCAGCUGGAGCAACCAAAGAUGGAGCAGAGCUGCCCCAAGCCCUCGAGGGGCCAGGGCCAGGAGCCUGGCUCGUGGCCGGAGUGAAGCCAGUCCUGAGAACGCCGCUCGGGAGCGGAGCCGGGUGAGGACGCUGCGCCAGGCCUUCCUGGCCCUGCAGGCCGCUCUGCCUGCCGUGCCGCCCGACACCAAGCUGUCCAAGUUGGACGUGCUGGUGCUGGCCACCAGCUACAUAGCCCACCUCACCCGCACACUUGGCCACGAGAUGCCUGGCCCCGCCUGGCCACCCUUCCUGCGUGGACUCCGCUACUUGCACCCUCUCAAGAAGUGGCCGAUGCGAUCGCGUCUCUACGCCGGAGGCCUGGGGUGCUCUGGCCUUGACUCCACCACAGUCGUCACCUCGGGCCAAAGAACAAAGGAGGCAGAGACCAGGCCCCAAGUCUCUGGAGAGGCAGAUGCUCUUCUUCUCGCCAGGCCGCUCUCACCAGCACCUGGUGACAAGUGA